CAAUCUAUCAAAUCUACGUUGCAAUCGUACGUACGUAUAGCUCUUCCCCCACCCCCCCUCUGGGAUUUGGGCAGGGCGUGGAGGCGACGUGCGACUUGGCGUUGGCAUGAGAGAUGGGUGAAGGAGAAGCCAAAUUAAGACAUUGGAUGGCACGAUAGGACUUGGGCGUGGGCAAAACCCACGGUGAUUGGUGCGUGGAUGGAUGCAGGUGGGGUUGGGUGAUGGGUGCUUUGGUGGUGAAGUUGAAGAAAAAAACUUGCAUGGAAUUUCUUCUCUUUAACAAGGGUGGAGCUUGGCAUUUUGUGUCUGACGUGAGAGCGGUUUUUUUUCAAGGCAGUGGAAUGUAACCGGUGUUAACCAAUCGCACUAAACUGAUAUUUUGUGUGUCUUAACAAGAGUGGGCGGGGGGGGGGGAGUCCUCUUGUGUGUCUCGUAUGUUUUUUUAUAAGAAGGCACAACGACGUGCAUUUGAUCAAAUGUCAAAAGGAUACAAUUGACCUAGUAAGACGCACAGAGACCAACAAAGCCGUUGUUUUUUUACCCUACAGCAAUAAGGGCAAGUUUGCACAAACGACUCUCGAGAGGAUUUGUUACCAUGCACGGUACCGAAAGGGGGCGGCUGGCGGUGGGGGGGUGAGAUUCAAAUAGCGUCGUCUGUUGAUUCACUGCGCCCACACUUGCGCGCCCGUCUCUUGCAGGGUUGUAGGUGUAAGGAGGGGAGACAUCAUUCCGUUGGUCCAUGACAGAAGUACGCAGACCCUCCUCCUCCACCACCACGUCCGCCCACCUCUCAGGACCAUUAUAAUCCACGGACGGAGAUGACACGAGACGCAGUCACGCCCUUCGGGAGCGUACAUUGCUCUCCGGGCAUGAGGACCUGCAAAUUCCUGAUGAUAAAUGUCGGCGUGUCGGUCGUCCUGUACGUCUGCAUCAUGGCCAUGUUCCUGCGCACCGAGAGGCACGAGGUGUGCCCGCUGUGCCGCUGCGCCACCACCGCGGCGCCCGACUCGGCCCGCCUGCGCAGCGAGGAGCGCAUCGUGGCCGCGGUGCUGGGCGCUCAGAACCACACGGCGGCGGCGGCGUUCGGGGCCCUCCUGCAGGAGCUGGGCCUCCUGAGGACCUCCUUGCGCGACCUGCACGGCAGCGCCAACGGGUCGAGCGCGCGCAACGAGGGCAUCGUCAGGGCCAUCCUGGAGGACGUGCGGGAGCUGCUGGAGGCGAGCAGAGCGGCCAAGCGGGCGGCGGCGGUGGCGGCGGCGGUGACGGAGUCCCCGGAGAGGCUCGUCCAGGAGAAGAGGGACGCGGAGCAGCAGCGGGAGGCGUGGAGCUCCUUGCAGCGGAACGUGGAGCACAUGCAGCGGCUGUACACGAACUUCUCGCUGACGGUCAGCGAGGCGGUGAGGAGGCAGUUAGCGGCGGUGACGACGGAGAGGCCCCACAUACGGCGGGACACCUACAGCAUGUCACUCGCGUGCAGGCCCAUCCCUAAGCGCAACAACAGCGCCUGGUUCAAGAGCCACUACAACGACACUGUGACGCCCUUCCUCACCAACCAGACGGCCACCCUCUCCAACGACACCCUCAAGUGGUUCAAGACGAUGCAGUCGGACCGCAACACCCCGGAGAAGCUGCAGGCCCUGGUGACCACCUUGCUGUCGCUGCUGCCGCCCAACGCCGGCUUCCCGCGCCCAUCCUCCAAGAGCUGCUUGCGCUGUGCCGUCGUGGGCAACUCGGGCAACGUGAAGGACCUGCGCUACGGGACCUUCAUAGACCAGCACACUUUCGUCUUCAGAAUGAACAACGCGCCGGUGCAGUGCUUCGAGCGCGACGUGGGGAAACGCACGACGCAUCGCUUCGUCUACCCGGAGAGCUUCAAGGAGGACAUCGCCACCGGAGUGGGCCUCGUGCUUAUGGCCUUCAAGUCCAACGAUUUCCUGUGGCUGCUCAACAAGCUGCCCAACUACAAUGUCUCAAGAUUUUUGUUAAAGAAGAAGGUUAGCCUACUGGACCUAAAACAAACCAAGGUGUUGGUGGUGAACCCCACGUUCAUGAAAUAUGUACGCGAGGCCUGGAGUGAGAAGCACGGCCGAUAUCCCUCCACGGGCUUCCUCACCACCUUGUUUGCGUUGCACGUCUGCGACGAGGUGAACCUCUUUGGCUUUGGGCAAGACCGCCGCGGGAGCUGGCACCACUACUGGGCGGACACGUACACGGGGGGAGCGGCCUGGCGCAAGACUCUCGUCCAUGACGGCGACUACGAAGCGAGCAUCCUGGCGAGGCUGGACGAAGAGGGCAUCAUAAACAUCUACCGCGAGUCUUGACGAGGAGCCUGUGGUCGUGGUGGGUGUGCCACGGUGGGGUGGGGGGAGGGGGUUGGGAGUUUGCAGCGCUCUUCGUGAUGGAACCCUUGAAGGAGGACCGGUCGAGUCGAAGGCUUCAUUGGAAAUUUUCAAACCUGAAUGACUGUUAUAUAAUUACUUCCCUGCGGCUGCAAAAAUGAAAAAAAUUAGAUUGCAUUCUGAGCGACCCUUUCGAGGGCGGGACUUUCAGAGUAAGGCGUCGUCUGGCUGCGACGCUCACGGACGAGUCAUUGGUGGUUGAACCCUGGGCGGUUGCAAACAAUUUUUUGCACAGUAUGCUUCUUUGCCGGGUGCUGACAAUUGCACAGUUUGUCCGUGGAAACGUUGGAACUCGGCGAGACACGAUUGCUCGGCUUUAGGUAGGAGUUAUUCCUCAUUCGCUAUCGGCUACAUGGAGGGAAAUUGAGGAGGAGCGAAUCACUGAUAAACACGUAACAAACGUGGACAUUCCUAAAUGCUCUCUGCAACUAAAUGGUAAUAACACUGGCACUAUACCUGUUCACAAAUUGUCAACAAAACUGUGACGUGAGUAUAUAUGUGUAGGUGCUAUCCAGCAUGUAAUUCUGACUGUUUAUAUCAAUUUGUUUGGUUUACUUAAGUUUCUACCAAGCUUUUUUCAUCGGCUACCAAAGUGGACUAUCACGUGACGUCACAUCAUACAUAAUGUGACGUGUUUAAUUACCCAUAUCAUUGUGAUUUCUGAAAAUCAAUGAGAAAAAUGCGCACAUUAGUAAGUGGAAUCGAAUUUUUUUACGUUUAUCACCUCUACCUAUUUUUGACUGGAUAUGAUUGAUAUUUUGUUGUUGUCCAGCUUGUGUCAGGGAAUUAUGACAUUUCGAUCUCGCAUCCCAACUGACCAUCAGCCCUGAUGCAAGCUCGUUGACCCUUCCAUUUGGCACACAUUGAAAAUGCAGAAAUCUAUAAAAAUGCGUCGCUUUCUUGUGAAGAUGUAAAAAUACGCGAUGAAAUAAUGCGUUUUUUGGCACUGAAGAAAAAUUAGAUGAUGAUCUCCAUAACCUCUGACAUAUUUGCAAAAAAACCUCCACAUCUCCCUGUUGUAGAAUUUCCACCAAUGGCCCUGGACCAUCGACGGGGAGAGGCUGGCCAUUUUACGCACGGGGAUACUUUGACCCGGUCGUUAGGGGCCAGUUGGGGGCCUGACCCCUACCCACCCCCUACCUGGAGAGAAAAAAAAAGGAAAAUGGCACAAGAAAACAAAACAAAACUUUUAAAGUUUUUUUUUUUAAAACUGCACAUUAUUGAACGUCUUAGUCUAGUUAAUGUACAGAUUUGCGAUCGCAAUUGCUUGUGACUGGAAGUGAACGGGGCAGUUGUGAGAGUUGGCUCCUUCAGGGCUGGCGUGGAUACACCCGGACAUUCGAGUCAAAUGCAGCAUGCCAUUUUUCCCCCCUCUUCUCCUGGGCGUUUUAAGGGGAGCACCAGCCUCGGCCUCUUGCCUGCUGUGCCUUGCCCGGGGCACCAUUCGUCCGCCACGCUUGGCAGUUUUCUCAAAAUGAGGUGCAUGCGCCUCACAACCUUACCCAGCGCGAAGUUAUCCUUUUGUACUUUUUAGCAUUUUUAAGUUUCAUCAUUUCAUUUGUAGCCCGUUGUCAACCUGCUCCCGGAUAGAGGCAUCCCCGGGCCGUGUCAUUAAUGGGGACCGUUUGGCAAUAUUUCACCGUGCUGGUUAGUGCUGGUUGGUGAAUGGGGCAUG
Molecule: messenger RNA, 4074 nt
Organism: Petromyzon marinus (sea lamprey)
Lineage: Eukaryota; Metazoa; Chordata; Hyperoartia; Petromyzontiformes; Petromyzontidae
Product: CMP-N-acetylneuraminate-beta-galactosamide-alpha-2,3-sialyltransferase 1-like
Biological process (GO): sialylation
Cellular component (GO): membrane
Molecular function (GO): beta-galactoside (CMP) alpha-2,3-sialyltransferase activity
Source: RefSeq, a predicted model, not a curated record